AUGGCUUUAAAUCCUUUGUCCAAAAUACUCGAAGAAAACAAACUUACUAGACCAAAUGAGUUACAACGUCACCAUGAAAAGAUGCCUGACGCAAAAUCUAUGGUCAAUCACCUACAAGAGUUGUAUGGUGAGCACAGUAGGAUUGCACGUUAUGAGGUUACUGAAGCCUUAUUUCGAGGAAAACUACAAGAAGGAGGAAAUGUAGGAGAUCAUGUCCUAAAUAUGAUUGGAAUGUUGGAGAGAUUGGAAGAAUUAAAUAUCUUCCUUGACUCUGAGCUUGAAGUAGACUUAAUUCUACAGUCUUUUCCAGAUUCUUUUGGGCCUUUCAUAAUGAAUUUCCACAUGAACAAGCUUCAUUGUUCCAAAUCUGAUCUGCACAAUAUGUUGUGCACUGCUCAUGCUACAAUGAAGGGUAUGAAUACCGAUACUACUGUUCUUUUGGCCUCUUCCAAGUCGAAGAAGAAGAAGAGAAAGAACAAGAAGGUUUCUGAAGUGAAACCAAUUGGGGAGUGA
Messenger RNA from Ipomoea triloba (trilobed morning glory), 513 nucleotides. RefSeq lists its product as uncharacterized. The coding region runs from base 1 to 513 and encodes 170 amino acids. The record is from RefSeq and is a predicted model, not a curated record. The transcript has a single exon. NCBI's taxonomy places the organism in Eukaryota, Viridiplantae, Streptophyta, Magnoliopsida, Solanales, Convolvulaceae.